Messenger RNA from Brassica oleracea var. oleracea, 2520 nucleotides. RefSeq names its product potassium transporter 9-like. The coding region runs from base 109 to 2520 and encodes 803 amino acids. The record is from RefSeq and is a predicted model, not a curated record. Gene Ontology annotation, biological process: potassium ion transmembrane transport. The transcript is spliced from 9 exons. NCBI's taxonomy places the organism in Eukaryota, Viridiplantae, Streptophyta, Magnoliopsida, Brassicales, Brassicaceae. Gene Ontology annotation, molecular function: potassium ion transmembrane transporter activity. Gene Ontology annotation, cellular component: membrane.
CAGAGUUGACCAGAUACUAGUUGCUCUGUAAUAACUCGACUCUCUUCUUAUACUCAGGCCCAAACAAAGAAAAGUUUCGACUCUGGUCUGAUAUCAGGAUUACAAAAAAUGGAGGAAACGGUAGAAUCAUCUGUUACAGAAGGAGAAAGCACGAUUGAAAAAAGAGACAGAAAAGCUAUGAGAGAAUUUGAGGAGGGACUCGAUCAACCCAUGGAUGAAGAAGCUAAUAUGCUCAAGAACAUGAACAAAGAAAAGGGCCUAUCAAUGUUGAUGCUACUAAGACUAUCAUUCCAAAGUCUAGGAAUAGUUUACGGCGAUCUAGGGACUUCUCCAUUGUAUGUGUUCUACAAUACAUUUCCUGAUGGGAUUAAUGAUAGUGAAGAUGUGAUUGGAGCUCUUUCUUUAAUCAUUUACUCUCUUCUGCUUAUACCUCUCAUCAAGUAUGUGUUCAUUGUCUGCAAAGCUAAUGAUAAUGGUCAAGGUGGGACUUUAGCUAUAUACUCAUUGCUUUGUAGGCAUGCUAACGUCAAUCUCAUCCCGAAUCAACAACGCAGCGAUGAGAAUCUCACGACUUAUAGUCGAACUUUAGUCGCUGAAGGAUCUUUUGCUGCUAAAACAAAGAAGUGGUUGGAGAGUAGACAUUCAAAGAAGAGAGCCCUUCUGGUCAUUGUUCUUCUAGGGACGUGUAUGAUGAUAGGUGAUGGUAUCUUAACCCCAGCCAUCUCUGUUCUUUCAGCUACUGGUGGGAUCAAAGUCAACAAUCCAAAAAUGAGCACCGACAUCGUUGUGUUUGUGUCUAUCGUUAUUUUAAUUGGACUGUUCAGUAUGCAACACUAUGGUACAGACAAGGUUGGAUGGCUCUUUGCGCCAAUUGUCCUUAUUUGGUUCCUCUUCAUUGGAGCCACUGGUAUAUACAACAUCUGCAAACACGACACUCGCGUUUUAAAGGCAUUUUCACCAACAUAUAUAUAUGUGUACUUCAGAAGACGAGGACAAGAUGGUUGGAUUUCUCUCGGUGGCAUUCUUCUCAGCAUAACAGGCACAGAGGCACUAUACGCAGACAUUUCUUAUUUCCCUUUACAAGCGAUACAGCUAGCUUUUACACUUUUUGUAUUCCCUUGUCUACUUCUAGCAUACUGCGGACAAGCUGCGUAUCUUGUGAACCACAAGGAACACUACAAAGACGCCUUCUAUGCAUCUAUCCCGGGUUUCGUAUAUUGGCCGAUGUUAAUAGUGGCGACCGGAGCUGCAAUCGUUGGGAGCCAAGCUACCAUAUCAGGGACUUAUUCACUGAUCAAACAGGCUGUGUCUCAUGGGUGUUUCCCUCGAGUUAAAAUUGUUCACACUUCAAAGAAGUUCCUUUCUCAGAUAUAUUGCCCUGAUAUUAACUGGAUACUCAUGAUUGGUUGCAUCGCCGUCACUGCGAGUUUCAAGAACCAAAUAGAUAUCGGCAAUGCAUAUGGGACUGCGGUUAUGGUCGUGAUGAUUGUGACCACAUUACUGAUGGUGCUGACCAUGCUUCUCGUGUGGAGGUGCCACUGGAUCCUUGUCCUUAUAUUCGCCGUUCUCUCGCUAGUAGUAGAACUGUCUUAUUUCUCGGCUGUGCUCCUAAAGGUCAAUGAAGGAGGAUGGGUUCCGCUCAUCAUAGCAGCAUUCUCUCUUCUGGUAAUGUUUGUUUGGAAUUACGUAACAGUCAAGAAAUAUGAGUUUGAAGUGUAUAGCAAAGUUUCCAUGAGUUGGAUCCUCGGUCUCGGUCCCAGCCUUGGGCUUGUACGUGUCCCUGGGAUCGGGUUAGUCCACACGGAACUAGCGAGUGGUGUCCCUCACAUCUUCUCUCAUUUCAUCACAAACCUCCCCGCGAUCCACUCUGUCGUAGUCUUUGUAUGCGUCAAGAACCUCCCCGUCUAUACUAUUCCUGAAGAAGAGAGGUUUAUGGUGAAGAGAAUCGGACCAAAGACAUUCCGAAUGUUCCGCUGCGUAGCCAGGUAUGGUUACAAAGAUCUACAUAGGAAAGACGACAACUUCGAAAACCAACUGUUCGAUAACCUCUUCUCUUUCAUCCAAACUGAAACAAUGAUGGAGUCAUAUUCAAACUAUAGCAACAGCGCGUAUUACGUCAACCAUACACACGUGUCCAGAGAUGAACUGAUCUGUAACAACAACAACUACGACAACAACAAUAACAACAUGGUUGUGUUCUCAUCGAUGUUCGACACGAUAAUUCCACCUGAUUCACCGCAUAGUGCAAUGAGUUUCAGUGAGAACUACAUAGUGGAGGAAGAGGAGGAGGAGGAGGAGGGUGAGGAUGAGUUGGAGUUUUUAAAGACUUGUAAAGAGACAGGGGUUGUCCAUAUCAUGGGAAACACCGUGGUGAAGGCAAGAAAAGGAUCAUUGCUUCCAAAGAAGAUAGCCAUUGACUAUGUUUAUCGGUUUCUUGCUAAGAUGUGUAGGGCGAAUAGUGCUAUCUUACAUGUUCCUCAUGAAACCCUUUUGAACGUUGGACAAGUCUAUUAUGUUUAG